GAUUAUCACUUCAAACUCAUCAUUAAUUUGAUAAUUUUAUUUUUCUCAUUUCCAAAAUGUUCAAACUAGCCCUUUUAGGCAUCCUAACAAUUAUAGUACUCUUCUCAAACCCUAAUUGCUCUCAAGCUUCUUCUUCUUCUUAUAAUUAUUCAUCUCCAGAACCCAUUCUAAACCCUAGACUCUCAAAAGCUUACACAGCUCUUCAAGCUUUAAAACAUGCAAUCACUUCUGACCCUAAAAAUUUUACUUCAAAUUGGUAUGGUUAUAAUGUCUGCAACUACACAGGAGUCUAUUGUGCACCUGCCCUAGAUGACCCUUACACCAUUACUGUUGCAGGUAUUGACCUAAACCAUGCAGACAUAGCCGGUUGUUUACCGGAGGAACUCGGUCUUCUCGCCGACCUAGCUCUUUUUCACCUGAAUUCUAACCGGUUCUCCGGUACUAUACCGGAUAGCUUUCGAUAUUUUCGCCUUCUUUACGAACUCGACAUAAGUAACAACCAAUUUAGUGGUAAAUUCCCACCUGUUCUUCUUUGCCUACCUUCACUCAAAUUUCUUGACAUAAGAUUCAAUGAAUUUUACGGCAAUGUCCCUUCCGAACUGUUCGAUUUACAACUCGAUGCUAUUUUCAUCAACAACAAUAAAUUCAAGUCAUCUUUGCCUGAGAAUUUCGGGAAUUCAUCAGUUUCUGUUAUUGUAUUAGCUAACAAUGAAAUUAGUGGCUGUGUUCCUUCAAGUUUGACAAAAAUGGCGAAAACCCUAAACGAAAUAAUCCUGACGAAUGUGGGAUUGACAGGUUGUGUUCAAUCUGAUAUUGGGCUGUUGAAUAAAGUUACAGUUUUUGAUUUAAGCUUUAAUAAGCUUGUUGGUUCAUUGCCGGAAUCUAUCGGUGAAAUGAAAAGCUUGGAGCAGCUAAAUGUGGCGCAUAAUAAAUUUUCCGGCAAGAUUCCUGAGAGUAUAUGUUUAUUGCCCAGGCUUGAGAAUUUUACAUAUUCUUACAACUAUUUCUAUAGUGAGCCACCGAGUUGCCUUAAGCUGCAAGCUAAAGAUGAUCGUCAAAACUGCUUACCGUUUACGCCUAAGCAGAGAUCGCCUGAAGAAUGUAAGGCAUUUUAUGGUUAUCCUGUUAAUUGUAACGCAUUUGGAUGUUCAAGAAAUCCACCGCCACCGCCACCACCUCCUCCACCGCCACCGCCACCGCCACCUCCUCCUCCACCGCCACCUCCUCCUCCACCACCGCCUCCUCCACCUCCACCUCCACCACCGCCUCCUCCUCCACCAUCACCAUCUCCGCCACCCCCACCACCAGUGCAUUAUUAUUAUAAAUAUCCUUAAUUAAGGGACUAUAUAUAUUAAUUAAUAAAUUUUUUUUUUUUUAAAAUAUUCUUAUAGCUUAGUAGUUGGCGUAUUAUUUAAAUUUGGGGGUUUCAGAUUCUAAACUCUUUUUUAUUGUAAUAAAAAAAUUAGAUUUUUUUUUUAGAAUCAUCAAGUAUCCCACUAUUAUAUUAGA
Messenger RNA from Mercurialis annua (annual mercury), 1509 nucleotides. Its product is annotated as leucine-rich repeat extensin-like protein 6. The transcript has a single exon. The record is from RefSeq and is a predicted model, not a curated record. Bases 57 to 1334 code for a protein of 425 amino acids. NCBI's taxonomy places the organism in Eukaryota, Viridiplantae, Streptophyta, Magnoliopsida, Malpighiales, Euphorbiaceae. Gene Ontology annotation, molecular function: protein binding.